AUGGAAUCCUACUCGGCAGCUGGGCCCAACGCCCCUGGUCAGUCCAAACUAUUCCUCAACCCUGCCGGCAUCAAUCCACCCGCAGACAGAGCCAACCACACAAGUCUCUGGCGAAGGACCGACGUUGGCAAUAUUUACAGAAACACGGAGUACAUCACGGCCCCAGUCACCCCGCCUCUCCUAGAGCAUUGUGGGCUCACCGGCAAAAAGAUUGCAUCUCUCCAAAAACCAGUCGAGGUCUUGGACAUGUGCUGCGGAGCUGGAGUAGUUUCCGCACACAUCCAAGCAAUGAUCAAGGAACAAGGAAGAGAGAAGGACGGCGUCGUGAGACUGACAUGCUCUGACUCCAGCGAGGCUCAACUUCAAUACGUCAGAGAGAGGAUCAAGGUGGAUGGCUGGGUCGAUGCCAGAACCGUUCACGCGGACAUUGCAUGCCUUCCCUUUCCGUCCAACAGUUUCGACUACAUUGUCGUCGGAAUGGCACUGAUGGUAGUCGCUGAUCCGUACACCGGGCUCUCUGAAUUACAACGAGUUCUUAAGCCUGGUGGCCGAAUCGCUACAUCUACCUGGGCAUACGAGGGUUGGGUUCCUGCCACCCGCGAAGCGGUCGCGGACCUCAGGCUGCCUGGCCAGAAGGCCGUGCCAUGGCCUCAGGAGUCCCACCAGCUCACCCGCAUCUGGUCGCCGGGUGCGUGGGAGGACGAGUACUUUACAUGCGCCAUGUACAAUGCCGCCGGAUUCGUGGACGCUGAAGCUAAGACCAUCACGAAGAAUAUCACGUUUGAGACGCCAGAGCAGUUCUGCGCCGUGUUGCAGGGCCUUGAGUUGGGGGUCACGGAGAGGUACUGGUCGAAGGAGCAGAAGGAAAAGCUGCGACCGAAGUUAACUGCGACCAUCAUUGAGUAUCUCAACAAGAAGUAUGGGGGAAAGCCGUUCGAGACCGAGAGGACUGCUGUGUUUGCCAGUGGAAGCAAGCCUUUGGAGUGA
Molecule: messenger RNA, 987 nt
Organism: Colletotrichum gloeosporioides
Lineage: Eukaryota; Fungi; Ascomycota; Sordariomycetes; Glomerellales; Glomerellaceae
Product: Demethylmenaquinone methyltransferase
Exons: 3
Coding region: 1-987 (328 amino acids)
Molecular function (GO): methyltransferase activity
Source: RefSeq, a predicted model, not a curated record